Molecule: messenger RNA, 618 nt
Organism: Salvelinus fontinalis (brook trout)
Lineage: Eukaryota; Metazoa; Chordata; Actinopteri; Salmoniformes; Salmonidae
Exons: 1
Coding region: 1-618 (205 amino acids)
Source: RefSeq, a predicted model, not a curated record
AUGCCAGAACUCAAAGACAACUAUAGAGUCGCCAAGAAACGGUUUGAAGGUCUGAAGAAAAGACUGAAGAAGGAUGUGACGUUGUACAGCAGAUACAAUGAAGUAGUAGAGGACUACUUACAACAGGAUAUGGCAGAGGACGUGCCCAAGGACAACGCAUCAAGUGCAGACAACGUAAAAUACUACUUACCUCACCAUGCAGUACUCCGAGAAGAUAAGGUGACAACAAAACUGAGAGUGGUGUUUGAUGCCUCGUCCCAUGAAGAUGGCUGUCCAUCCCUCAAUGACUGUCUACUCACAGGACCGAACCUGAAUCCGAAUCUGCUCAGCGUUCUGAUAAAGUUCAGACUACAUGAGAUCGCAUUCAUGGCAGACAUCAAGAAAGCUUUCCUGCAGAUAUCCCUAGCAGAGAGAGACAGAGACGCCGUGAGAUUUCUAUGGCUCACAGGCCCACCAAGGGGAGAAAAUGAAGAGGAGCUGCGUGUGCUGAGGAUGAAAAGAGUGGUAUUUGGAGCUUCCCCAAGUCCAUUUUUGCUGGCAGCUACAAUCAGGAAGUACUUGAAACAAUAUGAAACAGAACAACCAGAAGUUGUAGAGAUACUGAGAGAGUGUAGAUGA